GAAAGGUCAGUACUGCCUCCCCACCUACCCUUUACCCUCCCGUCCUCGAAGGUUAUCCUGUCAAAGUGGGGGCAUCAGCUUUUUAGGAUGUGGCCCCACUUCCUCCAUAAUGUAGUGACCUCGGUGGGAGGAAUGGGGAAAAUCCCUUUUUCAUUCUGUAGGGUACUUACAGACCCCUCUUCCUCCGAACGACGUCACCCCACUCCGGUCCGGAUCACAGGCCGUGUUCUGUGCUGUUGGGUGAAGGGACGCUGGCUGCCAUCAGGAAACUCAUUAUCUCAGAUUGCUGACCCCAGGCCUCCUAGUUAGGCCUUCCAGUGGGAGCUGGGGCAGCUGUACACACCCCGGCGCCGAGAAGCUUGGGUAACCUCUGCUCUUGCCACCACCGCUGCUUGGCCACCAGCGGCCUUACCCCACCCUCAGUCCCGUCCCAGCCACAUCUUGGGACCAGCUUGGCUACUUCGGUGUCUGGUACUCCUAGAUCCUCCAGCUUAAGGAGAACCUUAAGGAAAUUGACAGAAGCCUCUGGCAGAAGGGGUAGGGAUAGACAGGGAGAGGAGAUGGGUUUUCCUUUUUCUCCAGAGGACCCUGGGCUUCCUGCAGAAGAGAGCAGCCUAGAUCUCUUUAAGUGUGGGAAGCAAUUUGAGGCCUCCCCAGUGUAUUGUUCUUCCCCUGGGAUUGGCCCCUGCCCGCCCCCACCCCCCUCCCAACCAUUCUCCUUGUAACCAUUGCAUCAGGCCAGCCCCCUGUUUGGCUCUCCGGUCCUCUAGCCUAAGGCACCACUGCUGAUGAAAGCCAUAUCCCACACACUGGAAGGCAAAGGAGGGUUCCCCAGGGAGAACAGCCCUGCAGAGAAACACUCAGGGUGAUAUUGCAUCUCCAGUCCUCAGGGAUAGGCAGCUAACGCUCUUACUCUGGGCUUAGUCUUCCAUUCCCUGUAAGAGAGAUGGAGUCCCUGAGUGGUAUAAACGGUUAACAUGCUCCUCUGCUAACCGAAAGGUUGGAGGUUCCAGUUCACCCAGAGGUAGCAUGGAAGAAAGGCCUGGUGAUCUGAAAAAACCACCAUUGAAAGCCCAACCCCAAAGGGUCACCAUGAAUCAGAAACCACUCGAUGGCAACUGGUUUCUUAUUAUAGAGAUUGGAGGGAAUUUAUCCAUUAUUUCUUAACACUAAACAAGUACAUACUAUGUGCCAGGCACAGUUUGGGGCCCAGGGCACAUCACUGAAAAAAAAAAUCUGUGCUCUCAGAGUGGGAGGCACAGUUAACAAAAGUGCCAUGGAAAAACUAGAGGGAAAAAAAUAGAGAAUGCUCAGGGUGGGCGUUACAGUUUUGUAUAGAAUGGUCAGGGAUUACCUUACUAACGUGAAAGACCUAAAGGAGGUAAAGCAGGCAGCUAUGCAGAUAUCUGGAAGGGCUUCCCAGAGGGAACAUCAAGGGUGGAGGCCCUAAAGUGGGAACAUACCUGGUGUCUUUAGGGGACAAAAGAAGGCCAGUUGGAUGGAUUAGAGUGAGCAAAAGGGAGAGUAGUAGAUGAGGUGAGAAAUUAGGGCCAGAGGAGGAACAGAUUACAUAGGGCAUUGUAAACCAUUUUAAAGACUUUAGCCUUUAGUAUGCAUGAAAUAGGAAGUCAUUGGUGAGUUUGAUAGGCCUGGUUUAAGUUUUAAAAGGCUCACUCUGGCAGCUGUAUUGUUGAAUAGUCUUGGGAAGAGGUGGCAAGAGCAGAAACUGGGAAACCUGCAGUAAUCCAGGGGAGAGGUGAUGGUAAUUUGAUCUAGACUGGAAACAAUGGAAAUGAUAGGUGUUCAGAUUCCGGAUUUUUUUUGAAGGUUAAGAGAUUUUGCUGAUGGUUUGGAUUGGAUUGAGGGGGUUGAGAAGAGUCAAGGAUGAUACCAAAGUUUUUGGCUUAAGCAACUGGGACUGUCAUUUACUGAGAUGAGGAAGAUAACCAGGAGUUUGCUUCAAAUAUAUUAAGUUUGCUGUGCUUGUUAGACAUCUGAAAGGAGAUGGCAGGUAGGCAGAUAGCUAAAGUUAGAGGUUUCAGGAGAGGUCUAGACUGGAAGUGUACAUUUGGAGGAUGUCAGUGUGGAAAUGGAACUAUGAAAAUGCCACUUGACCUGUGGUCCAGUCCUUACCCUGGCAAGUUUUAGGUCUCCUUGAAUUUAGAGAAAGCUUAAUUGGCCAGGGCUUUGCCAUUAUGUAAUCAGGACUACAAAUGUCAGCAACUAAAAAUAAAAAGAAAGUUGGGCUCUCCUUUGUCCUUGGAAAUGGCUGCAGGGACCGUUAACUAUCCAGAACUGCUCCCACAUCCUACAAGACAGGAGGUAAGGAAGGACAAAUAGGAGGCAGGAGAUGAAACUAAAGCAACAGGUCCUUCUCCUUCUAAAAAUGACCAACAUUUAUUCUUGUUCCCCCACAGUGUUCCAGAAGGAAGUGUAUCUUCAUACACCACCACACUUGAAAGCAGGGCGUGAUCCAACUGCAGAGAUGGAAGCUGAGUCAUUGCCUUUCUCCUUUGGGACACUGUCCAGCUGGGAGCUGGAAGCCUGGUAUGAGGACCUGCAGGAGGUCCUGUCCUCAGAUGAAAAUGGGGGGAACUAUGUCUCACCCCCUAGAAACGAGGAGGAAGAAUCAAAAACUUUCACUACUCUUGACCCUGCUUCUCUGGCUUGGCUGACUGAGGAACCAGGACCAGCAGAGGUUACAAGCACCUCCCAGAGCCCUCAGUCUCCAGAUUCCAGUCAGAGCUCCCUGGCUCAGGAAGAAGAAGAGGAAGACCAAAGACGACCCAGGAAACGGAAACAGAGCGGCCAGUCCCCAGCUCGGGCUGGGAAGCAACGCGUGAAAGAGAAAGAACAGGAGAAUGAACGGAAAGUGGCACAGCUAGCUGAAGAGAAUGAACGGCUCAAGCAGGAAAUUGAGCGCCUGACAAGGGAAGUAGAGGCAACUCGCCGAGCUCUGAUUGACCGAAUGGUUAACCUACACAAAGCAUGAACAGUUGGGACCAUCACUUCCCCGACAGGCCACUACCUGCCUUUCCUAAAAGUGGCUACUGACCACGUU
Molecule: messenger RNA, 3061 nt
Organism: Loxodonta africana (African savanna elephant)
Lineage: Eukaryota; Metazoa; Chordata; Mammalia; Proboscidea; Elephantidae
Gene: DDIT3
Product: DNA damage inducible transcript 3
Exons: 3
Coding region: 2351-2992 (213 amino acids)
Biological process (GO): positive regulation of intrinsic apoptotic signaling pathway; ER overload response; negative regulation of transcription by RNA polymerase II
Cellular component (GO): CHOP-C/EBP complex; CHOP-ATF4 complex; cytoplasm
Molecular function (GO): protein heterodimerization activity; transcription factor binding; DNA-binding transcription activator activity, RNA polymerase II-specific
Source: RefSeq, a predicted model, not a curated record